Hydractinia symbiolongicarpus is the source of this 2700-nucleotide messenger RNA. RefSeq lists its product as uncharacterized. The record is from RefSeq and is a predicted model, not a curated record. The coding region runs from base 552 to 1985 and encodes 477 amino acids. NCBI's taxonomy places the organism in Eukaryota, Metazoa, Cnidaria, Hydrozoa, Anthoathecata, Hydractiniidae. Gene Ontology annotation, molecular function: protein binding. The transcript has 3 exons.
GGGUUUGAUUUUGUUUUUCUGUUCACAUGCAUUCUGUGCACAUGAUUUCAGGAGAAGAAGUCCUCAAUUAAAUUUUUGGGAUUAUCUGUCAUCAGCUGACCGUUAUGAAUUAAGUUUUUGUAAUUUUUUGGCCUAGGGGUCACGACCAUACUCUAAGUUGCCAGAAAGGGGAAAAGAUUUGGUGUGAGUUUUAGGUGUUUAUCUUUAUCUUGUCGUUUGGCGAUAAUGUAGCGCAUAAUAAAAAUUGCACAUCAACACAAAGAUAUGGGAGAUGAAAGAAAAUUAAUUGAUCUCAAAGAAAAUUUUCUUAAAUCUUUGGAAAUUCAAUCUGAACAUGACUGCCUUGAUGCAAGAUUGAAAGCUUUUCGAUGUCUGAAAAAUUCCUGGUUUCGAAGCUGUUUUAAAGAACAACAAGAAUUUUAUUCUUGUGUCAAGGAAAGACUUUCAGAACUUAAAAAAGAAAAUAAGAAUUUAUUGGACUUUCAAAUAUAAUUUGAAAAAAUAAGUAUAUAAAGUUUGGAUUGUCACUAUUUUUUUGUCAAUAUAUUAUAAUGGUUCUGUCAACAAUCUUAGCAAGACAUUCCCAGCUUUUUUUGUUACGAACUAUAAGAAAAUGCAGUAUCCAAGCUUGUCUCACAUCUUUGGAAGACAAAAUUAAUUCCUGUGCCAGUAUCAACAUUAAUAAAAGUAUAAGUAAAUUGGAAAACAUUCACCCAAAUUGGCUGCACAAACAAGAAGGGCAAAAGAAAUUAUCAUCUGUUUUGUAUAGCCUGUCUAAGAAAAAAUACUAUAAAGAACUACAUGCAUUUGUAAAUUAUCUGGAAUUAUCUAAUUAUAAUAUGUGGAGUGGUAUGUCAACCAUAAUAUUAAAUGCAUACAUUGAUCAGAAGCUGUGGAAAGAUGCUACAAUUCUAUUUGAGGCUAUGAAGGAGCGUGAUCAAAUUAAACAUUUCAGAACAUACAAGAGGCUUAUCACUACGCUAGCACAGGACAAUCAACUAGCAAUCUCUUUCAAAUAUUUUUCUGAAUUUUUUGAAGCAGAGAUUAAGUUAAAAACAAGUAGACUUGAUAAGCCAGACUUUACAAUUUUAUCUGACAUAAUGCAGUCAAUUUUGCAAUGUGAGACAACAGAAAUUAAUGCAGGCAUUAUUAGGCAGUAUGCUGGUAAGAUUAUUGAGUAUAUAGACCAUUGGGGACUUCUUCCUCCUGUGGAUUUAGUUGAAUUAAUGGGACAAUGGUAUAAUUCUCAAAAGGAUUUUAAAGUUACAAAGGCAUCGUUCCAAGAAAGUAAAUGCCAAAAUUGCAAUGAAGAUUUGUCUCCAUUGCUGUCGUUUAAAAGCUUGUGUAGGAGCCUGGUAUCGAAUUUUCAAAAAGAAAUGACAUCAAGCGGGAGGCAAAUGGAAUUGAAAGUCCUAGAUGAUUUGUUUGUGAAGAGAGAACCAAUUGAUGUUAUUGUGGAUGCUGCUAAUAUUUUAUUCCACGGUAGUUUAAAAAAUGAGAAGGAGAUAAAUCCAACAGCACUGAAGGAGGUCUUGUUGAAUCUGAACAAAUUUACAAAGAAAUCUUUUUUCAGAGUAGCAGUUGUGUUUCCCCAGUCUUUAUCAAAGCCUGAAAAAUUGCAACAGUUUGAUUUUGUUGAUAAGAUAGCGCGCCAAAAUAUGUUUAAUUUCAAUUUAAACGUCGUGGCAUUACGAAGGACCAAUGAUGACAUUGUAAUGUUUUAUUUGACCGCGAAAAGCGAGUUGAUGUCGAAACAUACGUAUCCAAUGAUUCUCUCUCAGGAUAACUUUUACAACCAUCGAUUUAUUUUGCAUAGUUCUGAAGAACAACGCUUAUUUUUAAAAUGGUUAGGACACAGAAAAAAAUCAUAUGAUGGAAAUGCUGUUUCGGUACACCACAACCUUCAACCUAUCGUACGCAGCAAAGAUGGUGAUCUACAUAUAAUUGACUCAAAGAAGAAUGUGAUGUGUAUUCGUCAAUUGUAGUUCUUACAUGUUUCCUGGAAAGCUAUCAAAUAACGUAAUAUUGUUUUAUCCCUAAAUUUUUCAAUCACAUCCUUCAGUGUAGAGUGUUAAAAAUACCUCUCUGCACCAUAUUAUAUAACAUAUCAUUUAUAACUUGACAGAGUUGCACACUUAUUUUGUAAAACCAUUUAUUUUCAUAAGAUUAGCUUGCUCUUGUGUAAUCCUAAUCUAAUACUUUACUAUAUAUUUCUUUUUCUUUUUUUUGUCUCUAAUUUAAAAUUGAUAAAGAUAAAACUAAUCCCCGCAAAUCGUUAGAAAAUUCAUCCGCGAAAAAUGUUUAGUCGCAAAAUCAUAUAUCUGCGUGAAAUUUUUGACGAAUAAGAAAAUAUUUUGUACUUAGGUGAUAAUAAGAAAAAUCUUAAAACGGUUCUUCGCGAAAAGAAAAAUGUUCUCGAAAUGUAUGAACAUGACGUGCUAAAAAAAAAUAAUUUUCGACAAACGCAAUUUAUAGACUUAAUUAAUCAACUUUAAGGUACAAUUAUUUCCUAUUGUUCCGUAUACGAACUUCCUGUUUAAAAAGGAAGAAUGGUAAACUAAAAAUUUAGGAAGAAAUUUUGACAUAAUUGAUUUGUAUAAAAAUGUAUUUAUUAACUUAAAAUGUGUAAGCUUUUUGGAUAACCCAUCGUUAGUGCUAUGUACAAGAAAUUUUAGUAAAAAAAGUUUAAAAAACAAAUAA